Messenger RNA from Danaus chrysippus (African queen), 1674 nucleotides. The record is from the annotation of a GenBank genome assembly. NCBI's taxonomy places the organism in Eukaryota, Metazoa, Arthropoda, Insecta, Lepidoptera, Nymphalidae.
AUGGUGCUGUGUCCGCCUUUCCGAUGGUCGUCCAAGGGUGGUUUCAAUUUGACCACUCCCGUCAAGAGAACGAGCCCCGAGGAACGAAGAGAAACUAUAGUUCAAUUACCUGAAUUUCUACCUGAGAACAGUCGCGAUGAAACCAGUACCACAAAUGGAAAUGCCGUCAUAUUAAAAAAGAGUCUCACUUUAUCGGUGGACCCUGGAAUUUCUAGUAAGAAAUCAAGUUACAUGAGCAUACAGAGUGAAAAGUCUAGCGGCAGUAACAGUAACAUCAGAGAUUCAGACAGUGAAAAUGUCGAUGAACGGAAAAGCAGUGUGGGAAGAAAAACAAUUUCAGACUUGAUGCAAACUAAUCCUGAUAUGCGAAGUCGUAGGAAGAGAGGAAUUAUUGCUCCACCGAUCGAUAACGGAAAAAUACAAACAGAUUUAAGUUACGAGAAAUAUGCAAAGGACGAAAAAUCAGCAGAACAAAUUAAAAAAGCCAUCAUGGCUAAUGACUUCUUGAAAAAUAUCAUGGACGAGGAUCGUCUUACGGCAGUAGUGGAAGCUAUGAAUUCCCAGGAGUACCCAGCUGGUAGUCUCAUGAUACGUGAAGGAGAAAGUGGAAGUCAUCUCUUUGUAUCAGCAUAUGGUCGUUUUGAAGUAUUGAAAGGAGGUCAAGUGGUUAAAAACUUCGGACCAGGGGAAGCGUUCGGUGAACUAGCCAUAUUAUACAAGGCGAAAAGAUUUGCAUCGAUUAGGUGUAUAACAGAAGCAAAAGUAUGGACCUUGGAGCGACGAGUUUUUCAAAAAAUUAUGGUUCGGAGCGGGAGGCAAGAACAGGAAGAUAACAUUCGGUUUUUGUCAUCAGUGCCGCUGUUACAGGGCAUUCAUCCUAUUGAAUUAGCAAAGAUUGCUGACUUCCUAAAAAGGGAGUUUUUCUCUGCUGGUACGGCAGUUGUGAGGCAAGGGGAUCGCGGAGACAAAUUUUAUAUUAUCCGAGGUGGUACUGUGGUGGUAUCGAAACGUGAAGAGGACGGAGGUGAUAGACGCGUAGGGUCAUUGGGCCGAGGUCAGUACUUCGGUGAACAGGCCCUCCUGCAUGAAGACCGACGCUUAGCCACCGUCACCGCAAUGCCGCCUGGAGUCGAAUGUCUAACCCUAGAACGCGGACCCUUCACCGAGCUGUUAGGAAAUCUAGAGGAGUUGAAAAAUGUUAGACAUGCGGAUCCAAGACCAUCCCAACAAAAGAAAUCAUCAAUUAUACGCAGUGAAUUUGAAUAUGUCGAAUUGAAGGACCUCGAGAUUGUCGGUACUAUGGGUGUGGGUGGGUUCGGGCGUGUGGAACUCGUCCAAUAUAAAAAACAACCUGAACGCACAUUCGCUCUGAAAUGUCUGAAGAAAGUCGACAUGGUCCAACAACAGCAGCAGGAGCAUGCUUUUAAUGAAAAAAAUAUUAUGAUGAUAUGCAACAGCAGAUUUAUUUGUCGAUUAUAUCGCACGUUCAAAGACAAUAAAUACAUCUACUUCUUAAUGGAGCCUGUGUUGGGUGGUGACGUGUGGACAAUCCUUCAGAAACAGAGAUAUUUCCCGGAGAACAUCGCUCGUUUCAUGGCCGCUUGUGUGGUCGAGGCUUUCCAGUAUCUGCACUCCAAAGAUAUUAUAUACAGAGAUCUUAAACCAGAAACUUGA